Messenger RNA from Medicago truncatula (barrel medic), 1450 nucleotides. RefSeq lists its product as uncharacterized. The record is from RefSeq and is a predicted model, not a curated record. NCBI's taxonomy places the organism in Eukaryota, Viridiplantae, Streptophyta, Magnoliopsida, Fabales, Fabaceae. The transcript has 3 exons. The coding region runs from base 101 to 1153 and encodes 350 amino acids.
AAUCCAUCCAAAGCCUCCCUCAUUCACAAUUGAAAACACACAAAUAAACAAACCACUUUCUCUCCCACUUAUUUGGCAUGCUAAGAAACACACGACAAUAAUGUCUUACCAUAAUGGUAUGCAUCAUAACAACAAUGUUGUUGAAGAUCAUGAAACUCUGACAUACCAAACCUACCCGUGUGGAUACUAUGUUCAAAGCCCCUCCACAGUCUCCCAUGCAAAUAGCAUUGACAAACAUAGCAACAUCCAAAACGACACCGAAUCAACUUUCCAUUCCCCGAACCGAUCCGAGACCCUUCCGAUAAAUCCGGUCCACGAACAAGAACCCAACCGUUUUGCCCUUUGCCGCUACUCCUCCUCUCGAGGCUCCAACAACUCUUUCUUGCACCACAAGAAGGUCUCAUAUGACGGCACUGCCACUGAAAACGGUGAUGAUCACCAUCUGAUGAUCGUCAACGACAGUGGCAGUGUGGUCAGUGAUGAGGAAGAGAAAGGGUUGUUUGACGAGUAUUAUUAUGAAAAAAAUGGAGGGUGGAAGAGGUACUUCUCUUACCAUAACUCUGAUUCAUGUGCAUGGAUUUGGUUGCAAGUUACUUGGAGAGUUAUGGUGAGUUUUGGAUUUGCAUUGCUUGUUUUCUACAUUGCUACAAAACCUCCAACACCCAAAAUCUCCUUUGAGAUUGCAAGGAUUCCAGAAUUUAAACUAGGGGAAGGAGUGGAUAGAACUGGAGUGACAACAAAGAUUCUGACAUGCAAUUGCUCCAUGAAUUUAAUCGUCGAGAAUAAAUCAAGAUUCUUUGGUCUUCAUAUUCGGCCUCCCAAGAUGGAUAUGAAAUUUUCCAUCUUACCCUUUGCAUUUUCAAAUGGACCUGAGCUAUACGCAGAAAGUGGAUUAACAGUCUUUCCAUUGCAAUUAGAGGUAAAGAAUAAGCCCAUGUAUGGUGCUGGAAGAAGCAUGGAGGAUAUGCUAGAUUCUGGAAGAGGAUUACCAAUAUUGAUACAAGUAACCUUGAGUUCAAGUUUUGAAGUUGUGCCAGCACUUGUAAAGCCUAAGUUCCAUCACCGAGUAGAAUGUAUAGUGGUUCUUAAGAAGACUUACAAUAAGAAACAUCAUUCCCAAGCAUUUAAUAGCACUUGUAAAGUAACUUCUUGAUUAAAUGUGAGUUUGAAGUACUCUAUAUUAUUGAUAAAAGCUUGAAGUCUUUUGGUGGGUUGUUAAACGGAAAGGAGAGAAAGUGGUGAGAAAGGAUUGAGAAAAGAAAAAUAGAAGAUAAUGAAGUAGAUGUAAUGUAUUAUUUGGUAUUAGAACAUCUCCAAUAUAAGUGAUAUUUUGGUUAAGAGCAUGUAAUGCUUGUUAGCUACCCUCCUUAAAGAAGCAAUCAAAGAUAGGGAAAUGCUACCCGGGACACUAUUUAAGAAUUUUAAAAUAAGAAGUUAUUAUUUACAAAAA